Diversispora eburnea is the source of this 546-nucleotide messenger RNA. The record is from the annotation of a GenBank genome assembly. NCBI's taxonomy places the organism in Eukaryota, Fungi, Glomeromycota, Glomeromycetes, Diversisporales, Diversisporaceae.
AUGUUAUUAGAACCAGAAAUUCAAGAUGCCUAUACUCCUCUAAUUGACGACUCUUCAAAAUCUAUUCCUCAGUAUAAUUCUACAUCUUCACCUAGUUCUAUUAGUUCCAUUGAUAAUUUAAAUAGCAUCAUUAUUUCAUCACGCCUUGACCGUUUUCUGUUAUUAGUCAAUUUUGGCGUUUUAUUGUUUGUAGGAAAUAUGAUAUAUUUUUCUUUGAAUGUAAAAUAUUCAAUUUUUCUUUGGCAUCCGAUCUUAAUGUCUGUUGUGACUUUAACAUCAACUGAAGGUAUUAUAGUAAUACAAAAAGUAGUAAAGAAAAAUGAAAAAAUCAAAGGGCUCUCUUAUCAUAAAUGGUCACAGAUUAUAAGUAUUCCUGUAUUUAUUGUUGGUAUUUCUGUUUCUUCUUACGUUAAAAUUCUCUACAAUGCAUCAAAUUAUUAUCAACGACCAAGAAAACUUAUAAAAUUCAUAGAUUAUUCGGAUAUGGUUUAUUAUGUAUUAUUUGGAUAUCAACAAUUACAGGUAUUUUUGGAAGAACAAAGUUAA